UAUCGAUAUCUGGUAUCAUCUCUAACUAGUGGGUCUAGCCGGUAGAUUAUUUUAUAUUUCACAAAUAUUUAAAUAAAUUAAGUCAGCAUGGACUCGCCGUUGAACGAUGGGUCCCGCCAGGCUCCGCAACACACCCCCCAUCCACUGGCCGACUACCAGUUUACCGCGGAGGAGGUGAAGGCGUUACGUGAGUGCAAUACGGAGUCGUUCUUCCAGCGGAGUCUGCCUUUCGGAACUGGCCUCGGCCUCCUGGCCUACUUUGGCGUGAAGAACGGCUAUCUGCAGGGGAAUGGCAAAUAUGGCGCCGUGCCCAAGGUCGUAAUGGGUGUCAUCCUGGGCUAUUUUGUAGGCAAGUUCAGUUACCAGCAAAAGUGCGCUGAGAAGAUCAUGCGCCUACCCAACUCUCAGUUGGGCGAGAUGCUCCGGCAGCGGAGGCAGGGCGGCGGGGUCAUCAGCACCAUCACGCCGGAUGAGAACCUGGGCAGGGCCUUUACCCUGGCGCCCUUCACGCCCAGCUCGGCCGAUGUGUACAGCGAUGAGGCGUAUCAGCCGGGACGAAGCACUGCGCUCAACCUAGACACAGAGUCGCGGCCCACAAUGUCGGGUCUGGACGACAUUUACCGGCCCACGUUGGACUCUGCUGCAAUGCUGGAUACCGAACUGCCAUUGGAGCCGGCAAAGCCGGGUCAGUCGUACGAGGAUUUGCGUCGGAGAAAUCGAGAGGAGUAUUUGAAGCACCAGCAGAGUCCCUACUCAAAGCCAUACGAGCCACCAACUGCCCUACAGCAGCGUCCUGUGCAGGCGGCACCCUUGGAUCCUGCUGCAGGCGGUAAGAGGAACAAAUACGGCGACUCCUGGACAGACUGAGCUCUCACAUUAGGUAUUUGUUAUUUGUUGGACAUAAAACAGAGUAAAAAAAUUAUGUUGCGAACAGAAGAGAUCUAUUUACAUUUC
Molecule: messenger RNA, 954 nt
Organism: Drosophila serrata
Lineage: Eukaryota; Metazoa; Arthropoda; Insecta; Diptera; Drosophilidae
Gene: asrij
Product: OCIA domain-containing protein asrij
Cellular component (GO): endosome
Source: RefSeq, a predicted model, not a curated record